Messenger RNA from Prinia subflava (tawny-flanked prinia), 2002 nucleotides. It is a transcript of the gene CPSF4, whose product is annotated as cleavage and polyadenylation specific factor 4. The record is from RefSeq and is a predicted model, not a curated record. The transcript has 7 exons. NCBI's taxonomy places the organism in Eukaryota, Metazoa, Chordata, Aves, Passeriformes, Cisticolidae. Bases 230 to 1066 code for a protein of 278 amino acids. Gene Ontology annotation, molecular function: zinc ion binding; RNA binding.
GCGCGCUGCCCGCCGGGCGGCCGUGCCCGCCGUGCGUCCCGUCAUUCCGCGGGCGGGCGGCGCGGGGCGGCCACGGGGCUGCCGCCGCCGCCUCCCCUCAGUGUAGGCGCUGCCGGCGCGGAGCGGAGCGGGCCGGGCCGGGCCCGCCCGGGCCCGCCCGCCCGCCGCCACCAACACCGCCACCAUUCCGCCCCUACCUUCCCGUUGUCGGCGGCCCCCAGCUGCCACCAUGCAAGAGCUCAUCGCCAGCGUGGACCACAUCACGUUCGACCUGGAGCUGGCCGUGGAGCAGCAGCUGGGGGCACAGCCGCUCCCCUUCCCUGGCAUGGACAAAUCGGGCGCAGCUGUCUGUGAGUUUUUUUUAAAGGCGGCAUGUGGAAAAGGAGGCAUGUGCCCGUUCAGACACAUCAGUGGGGAAAAGACAGUUGUGUGUAAACACUGGCUGCGAGGACUGUGCAAAAAGGGAGACCAGUGCGAGUUCCUGCACGAGUAUGACAUGACCAAGAUGCCUGAGUGUUACUUCUACUCCAAGUUUGGGGAAUGCAGUAACAAGGAAUGUCCAUUCUUGCACAUUGACCCGGAGUCGAAGAUCAAAGACUGUCCCUGGUAUGACAGAGGCUUCUGUAAACACGGUCCCCUGUGCAGACAUCGGCACACUCGGAGAGUCAUUUGUGUGAAUUACCUGGUAGGAUUCUGUCCAGAGGGGCCUGCCUGUAAAUUCAUGCAAGGACACCCCAAGUCAUUGGAGUCAUGCAAUCUCAAAAUAACAACAGUGGGAACAGAGGACCCCGGCCGCUGGAGCAGGUCACCUGCUACAAGUGUGGUGAAAAAGGUCAUUAUGCCAACAGAUGCACCAAAGGACACCUGGCCUUUCUCAGUGGACAGUGAAGGAGCAGCAGGAAGGUGCAAGAGAGCUGUUACCACUGAGGAAAGGUUUCUGCCUAGCACAAUGUCUGGAGCUAUUAAUCAGGUUGUUUUUUUAAUGCCAUUACUGAAAGAACUGGUCAGAGGCUGGCUGCUGCUAAGCAACAUUUUUGUAACUGUCCCCAACUUUUUUAAGUUUUAACCUUUUUAAAAUCGAUUUUGGCCUCCGUCUGUUUUCAUUGAGCCCUUAUGAAAGGUAGAUCUAAAAGCCAGUAGAUAAACCAAGCCCUUACUGAUGCAGCACUCCACGUAAACACAUCUUAGGCCAGUGUUUAAAGUAUUUUCCUUCUGCCACUUCUCUUUUGGAGAAUCUGCAGCGUUUCAGCCCUCCCUGUCGAAGCAGGAAGACUGACUGGGAAAACUUAACACUUGCAAUGCCUUCUCCUCAGUGAGGAAGCAGGGAUUCUGCUGUCCUGUAGCUCUUGAAAAGCAAAGUCCUGUCCUGGUGGCUGACAAAACCCCUCACGUACAUCAGGCAGUAAAACCUGUGUCCACUUGCUUUGUUUCUGUGCUUCUUGCUGUACUGAAGGUUGGAAAUCAAUCUUCUGGGAGAGAACUGAUCAAGGGGAGAAUAAAUUGGCUUCUCUCUGGUUAGCCAGACAAUAAGGAACAAUGAUUAUAGGAAAGCUGCAUCUGUGCUCAGUUCCCACUUGCAGAAAGGAGGGAAAUGAGCAUGGGUUGGAGUAGAAGAGCCUUGUCCCAGCCCCUAUCAUGCAGCUCACACUGAGCAGGUAUUCCCACACUCUGGAGACCAGGAGUGGAGCUGUAUAUUCUUAAGGAACACUGCUUUUAAAGUGUUGGCAGAGAUUCCUUCUGAAAGCAGUUUGGUUUUUUUUUCCAACCCAAAUCCCAUUUAGUUUGAGAUGACUAUUUCAAAAGGGCCAAUGACAAAAUGUGAAUUAAAAGAAAAAAAAAAUGACCCACAAUGUGAGCCUUAUUGAUUCUACCCCAUCUCUUCAUAUGCUGCCUGCCUUUAUACUUUGUUUUUAUUGAAAUGUACUGAUGGCAAAAGCUGGCUGUGAAUUCAUUUUUCUUUAAGAACAAGUUAAAUGUGGCUGGAUUAAGAGAAGUGACCAGA